AUGUUCCACCAUAAAUGGCGGCAGCGGCAGAAACAAACGCAACAGUUGCUGACCGGCGGAAGCAUUGACACGGUGACCAGAAUGGAGCCGGAGGAGCCCUUCUGGGGUGACGAGCUCACUUACUUCGCAAGCUACGUGCAGCCAGACUACGCGCUUGAGCUACCGUCCAUGGAGCAAAUCUCUGGGUGGUACCCUUGUGUCGCGCAGCAUGCGCAGGACACUUGUGUAGGACUCGGCUGGGGCAUCAUCCGCCUUCUCGCGCAGAGAGACAUGAUCUACUUUGAUCGUGACAAGAUCAGUCACGAAUUUGCGCGGCCCAUCCCUCAGGAAGUUUGUGCAGAUGACGCCAACCUCUUCAGCCGCGAGUUCUGCAGAGACGCCGGGCCCAAGAGCUUGGAUCUCGCAGGGCUCACCAUGCUCGAGAGGUUCGAGAAGUGCAUGCGCCUGCUUCACCCAGAACGAGCAUGUGACUGGUGGAGCUGGUUCCGCAUCUCAGGGGUCACCAAGACCGUGCUUGACCGCUACGACCACGAUGAUGCAGCACGCCAGCGCAUUUGGGAUGCCCACUGCGAGUGGUCCAGCAACUAUCCGAGCUUCUCAGAGGAAGAGAACUUCCAGGUGAUCCUUCAGGCCUCCUUGGUUGGGGGAGUUAGGGUUUAG
This is a messenger RNA of Symbiodinium natans, 660 nucleotides long. NCBI's taxonomy places the organism in Eukaryota, Dinophyceae, Suessiales, Symbiodiniaceae. The record is from the annotation of a GenBank genome assembly.